Molecule: messenger RNA, 4301 nt
Organism: Ruditapes philippinarum (Manila clam)
Lineage: Eukaryota; Metazoa; Mollusca; Bivalvia; Venerida; Veneridae
Product: transmembrane prolyl 4-hydroxylase-like
Exons: 10
Coding region: 42-1244 (400 amino acids)
Biological process (GO): peptidyl-proline hydroxylation to 4-hydroxy-L-proline
Cellular component (GO): endoplasmic reticulum
Molecular function (GO): iron ion binding; procollagen-proline 4-dioxygenase activity; L-ascorbic acid binding
Source: RefSeq, a predicted model, not a curated record
GGUGAACACGUAAACAAUACUCUUCAGUACGGAGGUGAAAGAUGAACUGUCAAACUAUGCAAGGCUUUCUGUAUAUUUUUGCAUGCAUAAACGUGUAUAUUGCAGUUUGCAAUGCAAAUGGUAAAGUUACAGGGGAAGGAGAAGGUUUUUGUCAGAAAACUAGCGAUGGUGUGACGUGUGUUAAUCAUGACGACCUUAGAUUGACUCGUAUUGACGGGAUGCAGGUUGGAAAUGUCAGAACAAUAAAUGCAGAUGGUAAAAAACUCCAGAUGAAAACACUUAACAUAAAACCUUUGGUAUUUGAAAUUGAAGAUUUUCUGUCAGAUGACGAAUGUGAUCAUUUUAUAGAGACAGCCAAGCAGAUUGGUUUAGAAUCCAGCCAUACAGAGAACCAGUCACCAAAACAGGGUUUACAGUUGAUGGAUGUGAAUUCUGACAAAGCUCUUAGUCUGUCUGAGAUGAAGCUGACAAUAGAGAAUGGUUAUGAUAUUUACUUGGAUGAAGAAGAUAUCAUACAAAUGUAUAAGGACCUCAAACUUGAUUCUAAUAAUGACAACCUUAUCACACAAGCAGAGAUGACAAUUUCUCCAAAACAGUUGAAGACAUAUUUGAGCGAAUUUGUCAAGAAGCAUCCAGAGAAACAUUCGCGGUACAGUCGGCAAGCAUGGCUCUACCCUGAUAAAUCUACAGAUACUAUAUUCCGAGCCGUACAGUCCAGGGUGUCACAAGUGGUUGAUUUGCCAAUGGACUUGAUAAGGCUCAGUGACUUUCAGGUAGUCACAUAUGGGGUUAAAGGUCACUACAAUGCUCAUUUGGACUCCUCCCAUAUCAUAAAGGAUGUUAGAUGCUGUGAUAGAGGACUUUACAGUAAAUGUAGGAUUUGCAGGUACAUGACAGUGCUUUUCUACUUGAAUGAAGUUAAAAGUGGAGGAGAAACAGCUUUCCCAUUUGCCAACAAAGAAAGUAUAGAUGAAAAUAAAGCUCAUAUAGAUGGAGUUCAUCAUUUAUACAAGAACUGUGAGAAUGCCACACUGCGUGUACCUCCUAAAAAAGGAAAGGCAGUCAUCUGGUAUAAUCAUUUUAUUGACGACGAUACAAACUGGAUGGGAGAGGUCGAUGAGUACACAUUACACGGAGGUUGUCCCGUCACAGAGGGUGAAAAAUGGAUUGCUAACUUCUGGAUUAAAACCAACAAUGACAAGUCAAUAGAUCUUAAAAAAAUGAAGAACUUAUAUAGCAAAUAAUCUGUAGUGUUUCUUGUAUUUUGUUUCGAAGAUAUAUACUAUGCUCAUCUUUGGUUAAAAUACUUUAAUUGAAAUAUAGGAAAUUCUUACUGAAUAUGUCUAAAUUGAAGUAAAAGAAUGUACAAACUGUGCAUGGCAAUCUACAUAUUCUAUUACUGUUCAAGUAAAUUUGGUCCUUUUUCAAAAAAUUGCCAGAUUUUUUAAUGACACUAUGUAUUCCAACUGUGUUUACCAAUAGUGUGUUGAGUUUAAAGCGUAAUAUAUCUUCUCUGUGUGUGCUCAAAAGCUGUUUAUUUAAAAGUUAAAAAGAGACUUUUAUCUGUAUCAGCAAUUAUCAGUAUUUUCAAAUAACGAAUUUGAGCAUAAUUUAUCUUUCAAUUAGUGCCUUUCCUUUUUAUGUUACUUUUAAUUAAUAUGCUCAAAUUGUAGAAAGUGAAAAUAAUAUUAAACUUAUGUAACAGUUUUUACAUUUUGUUGUCACAACCUUUGUGUAAAGAUUCUUGUUUUGUUCUGUUUAAAAUUUAAAUCGCAAUAGAUUUGCUCAAUUUUGUCAUAAAGGAAAAAUAUGUGCAUUUUGGUCCAAAAUGGAAAUUGUUCUUUGAAAGCAUCUAAUUUGUUGAUUUGAAAUUGACCAAUAAAUAUUUUCACACUGGUCCCCAUAUGAUAUAUUUUCAAUAAAUGUUAUCCGGAACUUGGCAAAUGUGGAUUUUCCCCAGCUAAUCCAUAGGUACAAACAAACUUUACUGUUACAGCUUCACGGUGUUCUACCAGUCACAAUAGAUUAGUCAACCAUUUGCGCUAAUUUUGGAAGCUGUAACUGUAAUAUUUUGUUUGUACCUACGGAUUAGCUGGGGAAAAAACUUGAAAUAUUUUUAAAUUCGGAAUAAGUUUAUUUGGAUCUGUAGGGCCGAGGAGAAUAUCAAACCUAUGCAUUAAUUUAUUUCACCAGUUUAUCAGUAGUCAUUUACUAUAAAUAUGUGUUCAUUUUUUUGUUUCAUUAUUUUUGAAAGCUCAAUAAAGAUAUAUUUGUACUGCUGCAAUAAAUUUACAAUCAAUUUUUGUAUAUUUGUAAUUAAAUUUUUGUUACUGUAGACACAUAUAUUUAUAUUGUAGAAUUUUUUUUCUUUCUUUUUUUGUUGUCUGUAAAAUAAUUUGUAAAAAGGUUUUUUUUUUAAAUUGAUAUUAUGUUUAUUAACUGGAAAUUUUAGCCAUAUGACAUAUUAAUUAGAGCUUUAAUGAGAUACUUUGGAAAAUAUGAGGGUUGUCCCAAUACGUAACAGUAUUUAUAGAGAUAACAUGCUACAGUUUUUUGAUAUCAAUUUUAUCAGGUAAGGCUGAUAUGGACUAGAAAGGGGCAAGGCUUUCCAGCCCUUUCUGCCUAUAUUAGCCGAGCCUGAUAAAAUUGGUUCAAAAACAGUAGCAUGCUUUCCUAUUUAUCAUGUAACACAUAAAUGUAAAAAUUAGAAAAAAAGUUACCUCUACAUAACGAAUUUUGUAGAUAGUGGCAUUUUUGUUCAAAGAAAUAAUUCUUGAAAACAAAUUCCUCCUCCCCUGAAGUUUAGAAUUUUUAUGUGGCGGCCAUUUUUUUCAUUCAACUUGAGAUAAUUUCCAUUGAUAAUAGAUACAACACAUACAACACACAUUGAAAUAAAAUAAGAUUCUUACCUUUAAACAUCGAUCCAAAACUAUCCCUAUGAAUCACAUAAACUUUACUGCAUUUUUUCCCCUGGGCAUAUCAAAUUCAAAAGUUCACCAUUAUUUCAGUUUCAAUCAAAGUCAAAUCAGCAAUCAAACACAAGGUACACAAACAUGCCUCUUAUUUUCUGAACGAAAUAAUUUGCUCACUUAUUUAAUAACAAUCCAUCAAAACAAAGUAAACAUAAAUUUACAUGUUGUCCGAGAAAAUGGUCUACUCUAGUUUCUUAUGUUUAUACAAUAAUAAUAAUGUGAAGGGACAUGUCAUUUGCAAAAUAAAUUAUGACAUCACUUCAUUAAGCUGGAGGUUAACUAUUCACUAUCUCAUUUGUUCUUAAUUGAAAACGAAAUAAAAACAAUAAAUAUCACAUCUUGAUUCAAGACUUGUCAGGGUAUGAGAUAAAAUUGAAGAAUUGAAAGGCUGAUAAAAAUGGGAAUUAUAAGGUAUUAAAACAAGUCCGUUAAAAUGGGCGGGGCUUAUUUUUUGAUAUCACUUACCUGAUAUUGAAAAUAAUUAUCAGGCAAGUGUUAUUGGGCAGUUACAAUGGCAAUUGCUUGAUAAAAAUACAAAAUAUUCAACAGGCUUCAGUAAAAAUUAUAACAUUUUUGCACAAUGGGACCCAAAGCUGCAACAUCAUAAUCAUAUAUAAUGUCAAUAUUUCUCAUUUUCAAAGUAUUCACCCCUAAGAAGGAUACACUAGUUGUGUGUGUUUGUCUUAUUUUACUUUAGACUGAUAAAUAACACAAUGUGUUCAAAAUUAUUUCAGGAGCAGGCAUAUUUCUUUUAGUCCACUACUUUCUGGGGCAGCCCUCUCAUACUAAUUACUGUUACUUGAAACAUUUUUGUAAAAUAUAUGGCAAAAUGAUAUGGAUGUUAAUGUCUUGUUCAUAAUGGCAAAAUUAGACUUUUGUGUUGUUAACCCUUUCCCACAUGAGCAUAUUGUGAAAAAUGGCCGUUUUCAGUGAAAAGCCUCCUGUUACAAGUUCAAACUGCUAUGAAACUAUGAAAAAUGCUUCAAUACUAAUCAAACUUGGCACAAAUGUUGACUGGACCAUUGCCUUUGUAAGGACAUGCUCAGUCUUAAAUUUCCUGUUACCAUGGCAACGAGGGGACAUCUCAAAAGUGCAUUGUUUCGCGUAUAUAUGAGGUAAAGGGUUAACUGAAGCUGUGUCAUCAGGCAUAUCAACUUAAUUAAAUGCCAUUUACAUGUAUUAAGUUAUGAUAGUUGUUUAUGGUUUACAGGUUUCAUGUUUCGUGUAUUUUUGUACAGAUGUAUUUCUAUAUCACUUUUUCAAUGUAUGUGAUAUGACAUAAGGAAAUGAAUUUGAUGCAUUGAAUUAUUAAAUAAAUGUAGAUUUUCA